This is a messenger RNA of Octopus sinensis (East Asian common octopus), 1859 nucleotides long. Its product is annotated as protein catecholamines up. The transcript is spliced from 3 exons. The coding region runs from base 74 to 1525 and encodes 483 amino acids. Gene Ontology annotation, molecular function: zinc ion transmembrane transporter activity. Gene Ontology annotation, cellular component: membrane. Gene Ontology annotation, biological process: intracellular zinc ion homeostasis; zinc ion transmembrane transport. The record is from RefSeq and is a predicted model, not a curated record. Lineage: Eukaryota; Metazoa; Mollusca; Cephalopoda; Octopoda; Octopodidae.
GCGUCAUUAGAAAAGCCACGUCUGCAUAACUGUCACAUAGUGGAGGUUUGGAGGAAAUAUUACAACAGUACAGAUGGGCACUGAGAGUAACCCUAGUCACUUAAACGUGUUCUCCAGCUGUAACUACUCCCGCAAUUUUAAAAGGCACAGAAAAAAUUCAACAAGUAUUUAUUUUAGUCACUGUAGAUCUAUACCGCUUAAUAUGAUUUAUACAGUGGUGAUUUUAUGUUUAGUGAUCAGUUUUGGACAGUGUCACGAAGACCACUUCGAACAUGGUCAUGCACAUCAUGACCACGGUCAUGCACAUCACGGCCACGGUCAUGUACAUCACGGCCACGGUCAUGCACAUCACGGACACGGACAUGCACAUCAUGGCCAUGCACACGAAGACCCUUCAGGCUCUGAAACUGCAAACUUUAGGUAUAGUCGGGAAGCUAACGAAGUUCCUCAUUCAGAGCCCGCUCACCACGAUCACUCUCACGACGGUCACGCUCACCACGAUCACUCUCACGACGGUCACGCUCACUCUCAUCAUGGUCACUCUCAUCACAGCGGUUCUGAAGACAGCAAACAUACCCACCAACCUAAAGUUAUGGGACCAGUACUCUGGCUCCAGGCUAUUGGGGCUACUCUUAUCAUCAGUGCGGCUCCAGUGGUUAUCCUGUUUUUCAUUCCUUUAGAAAAUACCGAGGAUAAUUUACCUUUUCUUAAAAUACUUCUUAGUUUUGCAUCUGGAGGUCUUUUAGGUGAUGCAUUUUUACAUCUAAUUCCACAUUCUGGUUCCCAGAAUUCUGAUGAUUCAGAUGGUGGUCAUGAUCAUCAUCAUGGUCACUCACACGGUGGUGGAGGCCACAGUCAUGAUUUGUCCAUCGGUCUGUGGGUUCUGACUGGGAUUAUAGUCUUCCUCACUGUUGAGAAAGUAGUUCGUCAUCUGAAAGGAUCACAUAGCCAUUCUCAUAGCCAUUCUCACAGCCAAGAAAAAAAGAAAGAGAAGACAUCUGAUGAUGAAGGAGAUGACAAAAAAGAAAAGGAAGAGAAUUCAUCAUCUAAAGAAACAGACUCACAAGUCCAAAACGAAAUUGCUGUAUCUGGUUACUUGAAUCUUGCCGCAGAUUUUGCUCAUAAUUUCACUGAUGGGUUGGCCAUUGGUGCUUCUUUCCUUGUUGGCCGUAAUGUUGGAAUUGUAACAACCAUCACUAUCUUCCUGCAUGAAAUUCCUCAUGAAAUUGGAGAUUUUGCUAUUCUUGUGAAAUCUGGUUGCACCAAGAAAAGAGCAAUGCUGCUUCAACUAUCAACAGCACUUGGUGCCAUGAUGGGAACAAUAUGCAGUUUAGUAGCAGGAAGCACAGGAAUUACAGCUACAGCUUGGGUGCUCCCUUUCACUGCUGGAGGAUUUAUUUAUAUUGCCACUGUCUCUGUUAUUCCAGAACUUCUUAUAGAAUCCAGUUUCCGCCAGUCUAUUAAAGAAAUAGUUGCUCUAAUAUUGGGGGUUUAUAUGAUGGUCCUUAUUGCAAGUUAUGAAUAAAUUUGCUAACUAUGACACUUUUGGCCAAUUUGACACAUCAGUUUAUCAGAAAUGUAACAUUUUUAACUAUUGUUAUUAGCAUUGUUGUGUUGCUGAAGAUUGGGUUGGUCUUUGAAUUUGGUUGUGCCAUACUGCUGGCAUAUAAACUCUUAUCAUUCUCCUCAUGCUUUCCCAAUUGCAUAUGAAGCUUGUAGGGUAAAAAGGCAUUACAACUGAGAGAUGUUAGUCAUCUCAAAAAUCAACACAUUUUAACUGGUGUGUGAAUUUCUUUGGAAGUUGAUAAGUUGGGGAAAGAGAAAGAAUAUCAAAUAAAAAAAAGAAAAAUAUUUAAUAA